AAGUGGGCCAGUGAAGGGGGGGGGGGUGAGUUGUUUUUCAAACUCAGACAUUUCAGAGCUUUAAGUGGGCUCCUCACAGAGCUGCUGUUUUGGCUUAAGUUCAGUACAGUUCUUUCUCAGCAGGAAUACUCAAAAAGUAACUCAACUCAAUAUUGAAUUCAUCUCCUUAACGGUUUACUUAGAAUCUAAAAAAAGACAACUUAUGCUAACAGGAAGCUUUCUGAAAAACUAUUACUAUGUUCUCUGAGAUCCUUUCUGAAAGAGUGAUGUGGAGUGGAAGAGAGGAGUCCAUCUACACUAUGUCUCUGUCACACACACACACACACACACACACACACACACAGUUGGCUGUUGUUGGCUGUGACUGGGGUGCUGUGGUGAGAGUGGGGCUCAGUGUGGCCAGGCAGAGGCCAGUGUUGCGGGCAGACAGGCAGCAGAGAGUGUUGAGCCACAGAAACGUGCCCAGGGUGGAUAAACCAUGCUCACUAAGUGGGGGAAAGACUCUGCCCAGGACACAAGAUGAAGGUGGAGAGGAAGACCUCCUCUACAGGCGAUACUUUUAUUGACAGUCCUCCGCUACUGACGAUCUUUGGCCUCCUCCUCCUUCUCUUCACAGGUGAGGUGUCAGGGGUGAAUGUGACCAGUCAAACUCAGGUGGUGAGGGGCACAGUGGGCAAAGAGGCUCUCUUGUCAGUCAGCUACUCCAGCAGCAGCUCUGACAAGCCUGUGAUCAAGUGGCAGAUAAAGAGGGACAAAGAGAAACCCAUCACCGUUGUGCAGUCCAUAGGAACUGACAUCAUAGGGAACCUGAGGCCAGAGUACCGCAACCGUAUCUCGGUGUUUGAGAAUGGCUCUCUGCUGCUUCACAACCUGCAGCUGUCAGACGAAGGGGCGUAUGAAGUGGAGAUCUCCAUUACUGACGACACCUUCACUGGAGAGUCCUACAUUGAGCUCACUGUGGAUGUUCCUGUGUCAAAACCUUACAUCCAGAUGAUGGCCUCAUCUGUCCUGGAGUACAGCGAGCACUUUAACCUGCACUGCUCCCACGAUAAUGGCACAAAGCCAGCCUACGGUUGGCUGAAGGGAGGCAAGGUGCUGACCAAUGACUCACGUCUGCUGCUUUCACAUGACCAAAAGGUGCUGACCAUCUCACGUGUUCUGAUGUCAGAUGAUGACAUAUACGCCUGCACAGUGGAGAACCCCAUCAGCAGCAUGAAGAGCAUACCUGUCAAGCUCACAGUCUACAGACGGAGCUCGCUAUACAUCAUCCUGUCCACCGGUGGCAUAUUCCUCCUAAUCACCCUGGUGACGGUGUGCGCCUGUUGGAAACCGUCCAAAAAGAAACAUCGACCUGUCCCCCAAAGAGCUCCAAUCUAUGUGGAGCAGAGUGAAAAUGGCCACGAUGUUGAUGUUGUUCCUAAACCAACUACACUUGGUCGAAGAAGUCCCAUGCCUCUUUAUGUUCUCAAUGAAGAUGAGACACUGGAGCGUCUCGAAGAAUGUUCUGGCAAUGCUGUCAGCCAAUCAGAAACGAGUAUCCCUGCUGCCUGUGCUCCAGUCCUUCCCCCCAUUUCCAACAGAACUGAGCGGCCCAUCUGGUCUGCCCCACGCAGAUACCCCCGUAGCCCCUCUCCACUGGCACAGCCUUUCCCACAAACCCUUCCAAUUCCUUCCCUACGUCCGGUCCGCUCACCUGCUCACUCCCCUGGUUCGUCUCCUCGCAGUUUCAGCCCAAUAAGAAAAGUCCGUCCUCCGGCUGGAAUCCCAACCAGUCACCUGCCUGUAGAGGCGGAGUGUCCAGAGCCUUGUGAUCAGACUCACUGUCCAUCACAGCAGUGACAACUGCUUAGAUGUGCCUUCUCAUUCUGUGAUAUGUAAAGUGCAUGUAUAGUUUGCUAUCUUCUGUUGCAUCCUGCCAUGGGGAUCAUGGAUUUGAUGUAGUAAGAGAUGAGCUUACUUUCAGCUAACUUUAUAUUCCAUUAUUUAUCAUUUAUUUUCUCUAUGGCUAUGCACAGUAUUUCUGUAGUCUUUUGACAAUAUCCUGUCAUAUGAAAAAUUAUAUUCUGUCUACCAGAAUGUAGAAUAUUAUAUAUAUGAUGCUGAGACAGAAUUUCCAGCUCUGGUAUAAAUGUUACUUCUGGAUGAAUUAUGAAUUUUACUGAGAACCUUUGAUAAGUGCCUGUACAUAUAUGUAAGUUAAUAGUUUUGGAUCAUUUUUUUCUUUUGAACAAUUAAAACACAAAGUAUAUUCUUAUUCAACAUUAGGUUGUCAUAUAAGAUAAUAAAAAUAGUUAAAAUAGUUUAUAGUUUGUCAUCAAUUUUGUAAUUGCACAAACUAGCCAUGACCAUUUCAUUUUAAGUUCUUAUUCAGUUUGAUUCAUGCAGUAUAAUUUCAUUGUCUUUUUAUCAGUGUCACACACAGAGACGACGAAGUAAUACCACAAAGUAGAAAUGUUUUACUUUCUGAAGUUUCAGUGAGGAAGCUGGAUACGAUAUGCCAUUCUGGAGGAUGCAUGUAAUUCCUUUCUAGUCCAUUAGGUGUCACCCACAUAUGUUAAAUAUUUUGUUUGUGCACAGGAGAGCAUUCCAAAUGUCCAUGUAAAGAUAUUUUACAUUCAAUAGUUUUUGUUAGUUUUAUUCAUCCAUCAUGCAGCAUUAUGUUUUAUGCUUUGGAUGUGUAAUCGCUGUUUUGCCCUUUGCCAAAAGAUGGUGCCCAUGAGCAACUGGUUGACAAAUGAUAGUGCCUCUUGAACUUCAUUUACUUGACAUUCAAAGGUCAAUGAGGACCAAGCUCAA
This is a messenger RNA of Scatophagus argus, 2796 nucleotides long. It is a transcript of the gene hepacama, whose product is annotated as hepatic and glial cell adhesion molecule a. The coding region runs from base 520 to 1839 and encodes 439 amino acids. The transcript is spliced from 7 exons. The record is from RefSeq and is a predicted model, not a curated record. Lineage: Eukaryota; Metazoa; Chordata; Actinopteri; Scatophagidae.